Molecule: messenger RNA, 1464 nt
Organism: Hyphopichia burtonii NRRL Y-1933
Lineage: Eukaryota; Fungi; Ascomycota; Pichiomycetes; Serinales; Debaryomycetaceae
Gene: MRS4
Product: Fe(2+) transporter
Exons: 1
Coding region: 215-1318 (367 amino acids)
Biological process (GO): iron import into the mitochondrion
Cellular component (GO): mitochondrial membrane
Molecular function (GO): ferrous iron transmembrane transporter activity
Source: RefSeq, a predicted model, not a curated record
UUUUCCUUCAUUUCAAGCUUGGAUUCUGUACUUUAAGUUUGAACUGGUAGCUUUGGCAAUUCCGUAGGCAGGAUAUAGGGUAUCAAGAACGACGAUUUUUGUUUUUAGGUGAAUUUAUUCCAAUAGCAAUUUUGCAAACCCCAACUUUUGAAUUUUUCAUUCAUUUUUUUAGUUACUUCCCCAAUUUAAAUAUUAUUGAUAAAGUCUAUUCCUCAUGAUGAAGCAACAACAACAACAGCAACAGCAACAACAGCAGCCACCUCCCGGUGGGAUGAUUAGUCCAGGACUCCACACCUCCAGUAAUAUUCCAAUUAUUCCUGGAAGUGAAGCUAUUGAAAUUGACUAUGAAGCAUUACCGGAUGAUGCUUCAUUAGCAGCACAUCUUUCAGCAGGAGCAUUUGCUGGGAUAAUGGAACACACUGUGAUGUUCCCCAUAGAUUCUAUUAAAACCAGAAUGCAAAUGUUUACCGGAAAUAGUGGAGUAACCAGUUCGGCAUCGGCCAAUGCAUUAAGUAAAUCGGUCAUUUCAUCAAUUUCGAAAAUCUCGUCUAGUGAAGGAGCCUACGCUUUAUGGAGAGGAGUUAGUUCAGUUGUAUUAGGAGCAGGACCUGCUCAUGCAGUUUAUUUUUCGGUUUUUGAAGCCACUAAAACUUUUUUGGUGAAUAAAUUAACCAAUUCUAAAACUAAUAAAAUAGUUACUGAUGAAAAUCAUCCAUUGAUUGCUAGUGGUGCAGGGAUUGCUGGUACCACUGCAUCGGAUGCUUUAAUGACUCCAUUUGAUGUAAUCAAACAAAGAAUGCAAGCUACUUCUUAUUCCCAAUUUCAUAAUUCACAAGGAUCAAAAAUAAAUUUGAAAAAUUCAAAUUCAGUCAAAUUAUUAUCAACCGCUGCUAAUAUUUAUAAAAAAGAAGGAUUGGCUGCUUUUUAUAUAUCUUAUCCAACUACUUUAUUCACCAAUAUUCCUUUUGCUGCUCUUAAUUUUGGGUUUUAUGAAUAUUUCAGUUCAGUUCUAAAUCCAAAUAAUAUUUAUAAUCCUUACUUACAUUGUAUCUCUGGUGGGAUUGCUGGUGGGAUCGCUGCUGCUUUAACUAAUCCUUUUGAUUGUAUUAAAACCGCUUUACAAACUAGAGGUAUUUCAAACAUUGAAUCAAUUAGAAAUAUUAAUGGUUUUACUUCUGCCGCUAAAGUCAUAUAUUCUCAAGGUGGUCUUAGUGGCUUUCUUAGAGGGGUUAAACCAAGAAUCAUCUUCAAUGUCCCUUCAACCGCCCUCUCUUGGACUGCUUAUGAAAUGGCUAAAGAAGUUUUAUUGAAAAACUAGUCUCCUUUUAAUGAAUAACGUUGCAUUUGCAUCAUUUCUCCGUUUAGAAUCGCAUAUUUCCCUUUCUUUCCUUUCCUUUCCUUCCUGUUCCUUCCAGUUUCGAUUCCCCCAAUGUAAAUUUCCCUUGUAUAUAUGAGUUUUGCCCC